This is a messenger RNA of Caenorhabditis remanei, 1308 nucleotides long. RefSeq lists its product as uncharacterized. Lineage: Eukaryota; Metazoa; Nematoda; Chromadorea; Rhabditida; Rhabditidae. The coding region runs from base 1 to 1308 and encodes 435 amino acids. The record is from RefSeq and is a predicted model, not a curated record. Gene Ontology annotation, molecular function: protein binding. The transcript has 11 exons. Gene Ontology annotation, cellular component: Cdc73/Paf1 complex.
AUGGAUGAUUCAAUGAACGAAGAUGAAUAUCCACAGGCGAAGUUAUUGGGAAAAUAUGAAAAAGCCCAUAAACGAUCAAUAAUUGCUCUUGGUAGCUUUUGUUUCGGAGCACAAACCGGUGUGAUUUCGAUAUCACAUGACUCAUCAAAACUCUGGAUUAUGUACGAUAAACGAGCAGAGGAAUCAGUCUCUCUCGACGAAAAGAUGAACUUAUAUUCAUGGAAGACUGCUGUCCAGUCUGCUGAAGUUUCUGAGGAUGGACAGUAUCUCGUAGUUAUUGCAAUGGAUGCACAGGUUUACGAAACCGAAUUGAUUACAUCUGUGAAGUUACAAGAACAUGACAAUGAAUAUCUCGAAGCAACCUUUUGUGCAGUUUCACCACGGAAAGAUAAAUACAUUACUGCUUCUUAUUCGGGAUAUCUUAGUGAAUUCAAAAGUUUUGCUCGGGAUCCAGUACGACGUGAACCAUAUCCCAAUGUUAAACAAAUCAGCCAUAUGAAGUUUAGUCGCGAUGCGAAGUUCUUAGCUAUCGGACAUCUUGACGGUGGAAUUGAUUUGUUAUACGCAGAAGAUUUCAAAAACUAUCACAAAUAUGAAGUUCACUCGAUGAGAAUUCGGAAAAUUGAGUUCCUACCUGGAGAUGAUCGAUUUUUGACAGCAUGCGACGACCGUCUAAUCAAAUUGAAUUCGGUUGCCGAUUUUAGCCACGAAACAGAUCCAUCUCGUUCGACAAAAGCGAUACGAGUAUACUCUGCUCAUGAUGCUCCAGUUAUCGGAUUGACCAUUGAUGUGAAAUCAGGUGGAACGAGAUUUGCCAGCUCAUCUUCUUCUUCUCAGAUUUUCGUUUGGCAUAUUGAAUUGGCUACACCAAUUAUGUCAAUAGUGAACGAUCAUACAUCGGCAGUGACAGCUCUCUCAUUUUCACCAUCCAGUCGUCAUUUGAUAUCAGGAGGUGACGACGCAAUGAUCUGUGUCUACGGUAUUCCAGGAGUUGGGGAGGAAAGUCCUGAGCAUGAGCAUGCUCAGGAAGAGGAGGAGUUAAGUGAUGAACAUGAUGAUCAACAAGAAAACGAGCCACCUAGUGGUUAUAGUCAAUCAGCGGAACAAAGUGAUUUUGCUAAUCAUAAUGAGGACACAGAAGCCACUCCAACAGCUCAGUAUCAAGAAUACAAUCCAUAUGCGGAGCCACGUACUCCACCACAAGAAGAAAAUGAUGAUGAUCUUGGAGAUUAUGUUUACAACACGACUACUCAACGUAGCGAUGAACCAACAUCAGCAUCACAUGAUGAAUACAAUCCGGCAUCAUAG